Messenger RNA from Culex quinquefasciatus (southern house mosquito), 1033 nucleotides. RefSeq names its product ejaculatory bulb-specific protein 3. The transcript has 2 exons. The coding region runs from base 513 to 899 and encodes 128 amino acids. NCBI's taxonomy places the organism in Eukaryota, Metazoa, Arthropoda, Insecta, Diptera, Culicidae. The record is from RefSeq and is a predicted model, not a curated record.
UUUCGUUGCCUUACCGAUCUUCAAGAACGUCUCCCAAACAAUCAGAACCCUACUCACUGCUCGUUCUUCAGCACAAUCCUACCAAAGCAGCCAGUACAGCACCCAAAAAAACCGAUUUCGGGUACCUCCGCAACACCGCUAACGCCAGCGCAACAAUCAUCGCGUCUACCGUGGACUUGGUCAACCCUUCGACUGACCCGAAGAAUUGCACCACACUGGAGAAGAACUCCUAGCGAAGAAGCCUGCAUCAUAUGUGUGCACCACCGUCUAAUGAUUGGCUUUGACCUGGUCUGUGCGCCGCACGCAUCGAUAAUGGCCGCAGCUGGCGCGUGCUCGCGAGUUGCGCCAAGGGUUGACCUCUUUGGUGAAUCCUUGGUCCGAAGACUUGGAACGGUGCACUGGGUUGUUGUUUUUAGUAUAUAAAGUGUUGGUCUGAGUUGGGAUUGGAGUACAGUUCAAUUGAAAGAUUGCACCAGUUUGAAGUGUGGAAGACUUUAGCGAGUGAAUUCAAGAUGAAGUGCGUUAUUGUUGCUGUGUUGGCUCUGAUCGCUCUGGUUUCGGCUCAGGAAGCAGAACAGUACACUACCAAGUACGACAACAUCGACCUGGAUGAGAUCCUGAAGUCCGACCGGCUGUUCAACAACUACUACAAGUGCCUGAUGGACGAGGGUCCGUGCACCCCGGACGGUAAUGAGCUGAAGCGCAUCCUGCCGGAAGCUCUGCAGACCAACUGUGCCAAGUGCAGCGAGGCUCAGCGGGCCGGCGCGAUCAAGGUGAUCAACCACGUGAUCGACAACCGUCCCGAGCAGUGGAAGGCCCUGCAGGCCAAGUACGACCCGGAGAACAUCUACGUCGAAAAGUACCGCACCGAGGCGGCCGAAGCCGGAAUAGCGCUGUGAGGAAGAGUCGCUCUUAUAGCUAGUGCAUCCAAAGGAUUUGUGAUGAGUAAUUGUGUGUAAUGAUUGCGCUUUGUUUAGUUUGCAAAAUUUUCGGCAAGUGCCUGUGAUUCCUGGAUCUCAAAAUUUGUUUGGUA